AUACAACGUCCAUCAGUCUUCGUUUGUCGCUUGUGAAGAACCACACUGGUCUCGGAAUUAAAUUGAAAUCAAUUUGAACUGUUGUGCCCACGUCCACGUUCAAUUGCCUUGUCUGUUGCGCCUCAAUCAUGCUACGGAGACUUCUUUUACCCACCCUUAUCGUCCUUUUCUUUAGUCUAAGCAUUGCGGAGGAUUCCCCUCCUUCCCCAGAAACUCUCUCAAAAUCCCAACCCCAGCGAAGGUCCCCACCUAAUAAAUAUUUAGCGCACAUCUUCACUAAAUACGGAAGUCGUGGAGAGAUUUCUUUUGAGGGCCUAGAACACUUGAUGCAUAGCCUAGAACUUGGAGGCUUAGAAUUUCUACCAGGACACACAGUUGCUGAACACCUUGAGGCAUCAUCUUUAGCCCCAUCACUUCAAACUACCUCCGCAGAAGAAGACGAUCCAAAUCACGAAGCCGAUGUUGCAGUAAAUAGGAAUGAGAUAAGAAGUGAUUUGUGGCAUGAUGUUUCCUGGCCAGAAAUGACUUUCAAGGAAUUGCACGAUCCCAAACAUCGUCACAGACGCCAUCAUGUGUCGAAGGAGGAGGAGACAAACACCUGUCUCUCGCCACUGCGUCUUGUUCAAACUGUUUUGGGUAACAAACGCCUUCCCACCAAACAGCGUCAAAGGCACUACAGCUCUGCCCAAAAUGACGAUGAAUCUGUGAUGCAAUUGAGUCUUUCUCAGCUCAAGAUCUCUCCCAUGGAAUUCAUGGAGAUUUGUCCAGCUUUAAUUGCCCAGAUUGAUCAAAAUGCAUGUUUCUUAGAGGCACCGCAUGAGGAGAAAAUAAUUGAGAAUGAAAUGUCCCGGAUGAGUCCCAUUCUGGCCACAGUUGCAAUCCUCAUAAUAUCUCUGUGCGGCCUGGUGGGGAUUGCAAUUGUUCCGCUGAUGAAAUACCAAGCCUACCAGGAUAUUUUGCACUUUCUCGUUGCAUUGGCUGUUGGAACACUUGUAGGAGAUGCUCUGAUGCAUCUCAUGCCACAUGCCUUUGAGGCAGAAGAGGAAUCUUCAUCUGGGCAUUCUCAUUCAUCCACAUGGAUCUGUUUUGGAACUUUUGCCAGUGCCUUAUUCAUGUACAGCCUGGAGAAUCUCCUAUCACUCGCAGGAGGAGGACAUUCUCAUUCCUCUUCAGAACCUCAAGGACCAGAAAAUACAGAAGAAAUCGAACUGAACCGUAAUCCAGGCAGGAAAUGCUCUUCAGGCACAGAAAAACCCCUCACGCCCUUGGCUAUCAUGGUGAUUCUCGGCGAUGGAUUGCAUAAUCUCACCGAUGGCCUGGCCAUUGGAUCUUCUUUUGCUGCUGAUCCCGUCAUUGGCAUGAGCACGGCUUUCGCAGUGCUCUGUCACGAACUUCCCCAUGAAUUAGGAGACUUUGCCCUUCUGCUAAAGACUGGUGUUAGCCUUCGACGUGUCAUCUUUCUCAACAUCAUCUCCUCAGCUCUGAGCUUCCUGGGAAUGGGCAUUGGACUCUUUCUCAUCACUCUUCACAACUCUUCCGUCAAGUGGGUCUUUGCCUUUACCGCUGGAUCCUUCCUCUACAUCGGUUUGGCUGACUUAGUGCCUGAAUUGACCCAUGGCGCCCCUUCGAAAAGCCCCAAGAGCGCCAUUCUGUCGAUUCUGGGAAUUCUCGCAGGAGGACUCAUAAUGCUUGCCAUUGCCCUCAAUGAGCAUAAACUAGUGACACUUUUUAACUGAAUUAAGAGCAAUUGUUAAGCCUUAUACCUUGUUAGUGUAAAUAAAAAGCUUAUUUUAUAAUUUUA
This is a messenger RNA of Phlebotomus papatasi, 1801 nucleotides long. RefSeq names its product zinc transporter ZIP6 (gene Zip71B). Gene Ontology annotation, biological process: zinc ion import across plasma membrane; intracellular zinc ion homeostasis. Lineage: Eukaryota; Metazoa; Arthropoda; Insecta; Diptera; Psychodidae. The transcript has 3 exons. Bases 129 to 1736 code for a protein of 535 amino acids. Gene Ontology annotation, cellular component: membrane. The record is from RefSeq and is a predicted model, not a curated record. Gene Ontology annotation, molecular function: zinc ion transmembrane transporter activity.